Molecule: messenger RNA, 880 nt
Organism: Ilyonectria robusta
Lineage: Eukaryota; Fungi; Ascomycota; Sordariomycetes; Hypocreales; Nectriaceae
Exons: 3
Coding region: 255-713 (152 amino acids)
Source: RefSeq, a predicted model, not a curated record
CCGGUCAGAGUUCCGCUCGUCGAGGUCCGGUUCCAGACUGUGGGCGUCCAAUCACGCGCAGCUGGUCGUAUGGCCGCCUGGCUAAAAAACACUGAACUCUCCAUCGGCUGCCCCGCCAUGGAUGUAUUGGACGACGUGCUGGUGUGGACAAUAGCUGCAAUAUUAAAUCCGCCUUGCUUUCCACCUCUCAGCCCGAGACUGAGCCCCUUCUGGAUUCAACAAACAGUGCUGCGUCUCCAGCUCGAUUGGCUACGAUGCUGCCAAACCAGGAGGCAGUGCCCCGCCACGCCAUCUUGCAUACGAGGCUAAGACCAUCUCACUUUCUGCCUGCAGCCGAGGGCUGUCUGCCUUGUCACGAAGCACGUGAGACCCAUUCAAACGGAUUGGUGGUUGUAGUUGUAAUUCCCCUUCCUGGCCAGUGCCCCACCCAACAACCUACCGCCGGAUACUCAUCCGUGACGACUUGUACCAAGCGGAUACAUGAGGAAGCGAAGGUAUCGCGAUCGCGAACACGACAGGCAGUAUGGACCUCUUAUCAAAUUCGGCAUCCCUCUUUCACCAAGUCUUUCACCUUUACCGCCAUAUAUCGUCGUCACGAAAUUUCUCAGAUACUGCUGGUGAGCGCCCUAUCUGCUCUUAUUGCAGUUGAAUACUUUCGCUUUGAAAGCUGGGUGCAAGACAGUAGAGGAGAUAGUUCUGGGAAUUCUCUUUAAGGUAUAUAGAUGCCUUAAGAAACUUAAUAAGCUGAGGGGAAAGUAUGCUAUAGAUCUUACCUCUGGGUUGUUGUUAUCCUCUACCCGUCCUGGGCAGGUUUUGUAAGGUAUUACCCCGUUGCCGGCCUUGAUUCCAGCGCCAACUGGACUCUAUAAUAUUAAUCUCU